Molecule: messenger RNA, 2808 nt
Organism: Thyridium curvatum
Lineage: Eukaryota; Fungi; Ascomycota; Sordariomycetes; Thyridiales; Thyridiaceae
Exons: 1
Coding region: 1-2808 (935 amino acids)
Source: RefSeq, a predicted model, not a curated record
AUGCCUUGCGCCGACAACAAGGCCGCCGCCGCCGCCGCCAGGCGGGCUUCUCUAGACGCCCAUUCCGAGACCGGCUCCUCCGAGUCCCUCACUCCCCACGCCGUCAACAUGGAGGAAAACCAUCGACGCAUCGAUGUCAACGCCGCCAAGAAUGCCAACGUCCACCGCGAUCCCGGUCCGCUCGAUUUCGCCCUGACCGUCCUCCGAUCCUGCCCUCUCUACGACACCAUCGCCAUCCUCAUCAUCCUCAUGCAGCUCUCACCCGUCGCCCUCUCGGGCAUCUACAUGCUGUUCACCCUCCUCACCUUUGUCCCGCCCGUGACGACCAGCUCUGGCCUGAGCCUGACCGAUAUCUUCGAGGGCACUUUGGGUACGCCGUCGCUGACGACCCUGGCCUGCAUGGAUAUCGUUGUUCUCCUGGUGUGGCUGUUCCUGUGGGGGCCGUUGCAGAACCUGAUCCUCGAUUUUGCACAAAUAGUCAUCGCGUUGACUCUCGGUGGCGGUGCUACGUCCAGAAACGGGUCCGGCAACAAUGUCUUUCUCUGCAUGAGCAUCGUCAUCCUCUCCCAUUUCGGCAAACAUGCCGGAAUCCAUAAGCUGUCUCAACUCGGCGCGCUUCUCGGGUCGGAUCGAUUUGGGUCUCCGGACAAGGACGACCCGCUCGAACCUGUGGCGAGGGCUUUUGGCAAGAGAGAGGCAUAUUCAUGGAUUAGGAAUUCUUUCGCGAUACAUAUUUUGACACAGGGUGUUGUGCGGUACAUUAGAGAGUGGUACCUCCGGCGCGAGGGACUCUCACAAAAUCAUCUCGACCCAGAGGCCGGUAAAGUGCUGUUCCCCGAAAAUCCGGGGGACGCCCCAGAGGCCGACACCAGCUUGCAGACCAACUCCUCGAAUCUCUCUAGCAAGAAGAGGAGGAAGCAAAGUGCGCAAGUAAGGAUACGACAGCCCCUCUGGGCGGCUCUGGCGAGCACCAAAAUCGUCAUGGUCAAAGAAUAUGAAUUGUCACAUGCAGCUUCUGAGUCUGCCGGCUCCAACGCCACCGACGUCGACAAUCUCGGCAACGCGCCUUUCAAUACGCAGCCCGAACAAGUCUGGAUCUGCUACGUUGGCUCGGACGAGGUCUGCUUCAACACCAGCCACUUCCCCGACCCUCCGGCGUCGGAAGAGUGCCAGGAGUCCAACAUACCAGGCAGCGCUACCUGGAUCGACACAAGCAAGCCGUUCUACGUCAGGGUGAACCACGCCAUCUGGCAGCCCACUCGGAUCCUUCCCAUCGAUGACGGCAACGAGGAUAACUCGUCUGGCACUCGGUGGACUGGCGACAUCUACGGCCUGACCCCCAUGUCCAGCUACGAAUGCGAGUUUGUCAGCACCCGCACUGGGGCUGUGCUCUUCUCGACCAGCGUCAGGACCAUCCAGGCCAAGACGAGGGAUGCCGAUCCGACCAAGGCCGCGAGCAACCAGCGUCGCCGUCACGAGUCCCCAGCCACGACCAUCAAGGCGUCGAUCGCCGCCCAAGAAGCCAAGCUCAAUGACGAGAAGGCCAAGCUGAAAGCCUUGCGGAAGGAAAACAACCGCAGGACCAACGCCAUCAAGAAGGAGAUCGACAAGCUGGCGGCCGCCGUCCAGUCUGCUGGCGGCAACGACGAGAAGCUAAGACAGAAAAUCACACAAAACAACAUACAGCAAAAGCAAGCAGAACAGUCCAUCCGGGAGCUCGAGGACGAACUUAAGGAGUUGUCAACGAUUCCGGAAGAGGUCAUCGGGCAGCACAAGGAGAAGCAGAGCGAGUGGAGCACGGAGAAGGCACAGUACGACGGUGCCCGUGCCUCGUUCAAGAGCUUCAAGAACGCCAUCGACCGGGAUAUCAAGACCCUCGAGGAGGAGCAGGCCACCCUGCAGGCGAAGCGCAACAAGAUCGCCGCCCGUAUCGCCAAGGCUGACAACGAGCACGCUCGCAUCACCGACGCGAAUACCCGUGGUCUCGACGAGGCUGAGCGCCGUCGCCAGGAGCGCGCGGCGCUGCAGGCCGACAUCACCAAGGCGGAGAAGAACUACCACGAGCGACUCGCCGCCCUGCAAGCCAGCAACAACGAGAAGGCCCAGAACGUGUCGGCCAUGGCUGCUACCAUGUCUGCCUACGUAAACAGCUUCCGGAGCGAUGUGCCGUACGACGACCGCCAGGCCCAGGACAGCAGCAGUUUCCCCGCCACGCAAACAUGGACAGGAGCCUCGCCUCCAUACCAAAGCAGCAGCGCGAUGUGGCCCACGUCGACUUCGGCUCCCGGCGCUGCUUCGAUGGUCUCGGGCGCCCCUCCGCCGGUGCUCGGCCCUUCGUUCCAGUUCACUAGCCAGCCGCCCAUGCGGCCGAAGACCCGGGGCCGCUCGUCGUCUAUGCUGAGCGACGUCUCGGGCUUCACGCAGUCGACCGACGACGACUUCCUCCCGAGCCACUUCCACACGCACAACAAGUCAGGAGGGCUGAAUGGCGGUGGCGGCGGCGUGGUCAGCGCCACGGCCAGCCCCUUCAUCCCGUCUGCGCACCUCGCGCAGUCGGCCAACAAUGCCUCCUCGGGACGCGUGCAGCCGUCGUUUGCCUUUACUCGGCCCCGAGAAGGGUCCGGGUCCGGCUCGGGCUACGGCUACGGGUCUGGUCUGGGUUCUGGUUCCGGCGGCGACGCUUCGGGCUCCGGCACGGGAACGGGUUCCGGCUCUGGCUCCGGCUCCGGCUCCGGCUCUGGUCGUAGUAGUGUCCACAGUGCCGACGGGAGCGCCGGGAGCAACAGGGACCCUAUGAGUCCCGUGUAA